AGAAUAUGGGAACUGAUGAACCUUCAGAUGAUGUAAUCACAGUCAUUGAAGCCCCACGCCAGUCUGAUUUGAUGGUAGAAUUGAUAAAGAAGCUUAAGCCACAGGUGGUGAUCACUGGGAUGGCUCAAUUUGAGGCUGUUACUAAUUCUGCUUUUCAGCAUCUUUUAGAUACAACAAAAGAAAUUGGAUCUCGUCUAUUCUUAGACAUAUCAGACCAAUUUGAGUUAUCUAGCCUCCCUGGUUCUAUUGGGGUCCUGAAGUAUCUUGCUGGAACUCCUCUGCCCUCGCAUGCAGCGAUUAUUUGUGGCUUAUUAAAAAAUCAGGUUUAUUCAGACCUUGAAGUAGCUUUUGUCAUAUCUGAAGAGGAUGCAAUCUUUAAAGCAUUGUCCAAGACUGUGGAACUGUUACAAGGGAAUACUGCGCUGAUUAGUCAAUACUAUUAUGGUUGUCUUUUCCAUGAGCUUCUAGCCUUUCAGCUUGCUGAUCGACAUCCACCCACAGAGAGAAAAGGUGAGAAAGUGAAAACUAGUGAGAUGAUUGGAUUUUCCAAAUCGGCCCUAUCAGUUCUUAAUCAUGCUGAGCUAUUAAUUAGUGAGACAGACAACUCUUCCCUGAUUCACAUGGAUGUGGAUCAGAUUUUUUUGCCCAUACCAACUCCAGUCAAGGCUGCCAUCUUUGAAAGUUUUGCAAGACAGAACGUCACUGAGUCGGAAAUUGAUGUAACAACAGGCAUUAGACAAUUUAUUAAGAGCAAUUAUGGUUUCCUUACAGACAGCAACACAGAAUUCAUAUAUGCAGACUACCCAUUGGCUCUAUUUAAUAAGCUGGUCCUCUGCUGCAUCGCUGAAGGUGGAACUUUGUGCUUCCCAGGUGGCUCUAAUGGGAAUUAUGUGUCUGCUGCCCGGUUUCUGAAAGCAAACACAGUGAACAUACCUAGCCAACGACAAACAGGUUUUAAAUUGACAGAAAAGACAUUAACUGAUGUACUUGAGACUGUGAAUAAACCAUGGGUCUACAUUUCUGGUCCAACAAUCAGCGUGACUGGCUUGCUUUACAGCAAUGAAGAGAUGGAAAGUAUAUUAUCAAUUUGUGCUAGAUUCGGGGCAAGGGUUAUAAUUGAUACUUCAUUCUCAGGGGUGGAAAUCGACUCUAAGGGCCAGGAUGGCUGGAGUUUGGAGGGCACUUUAGCAAAAGUGACCUCUUCUGCCAACUCAUCUUUCUGUGUGUCACUGCUUGGAGGAUUAUUUUUGAGGAUGCUUACCGGAGGGCUUACAUUUGGAUUUCUGGUUUUAAACCAGCCUUCUUUGGCUGAUACAAUCGAUAGCUUUUCAGGAUUAAGUAAACCUCACAGCACUGUCAAAUACACUGUAAAGAAGUUACUGGAUCUCAGAGCCCAGAAAGCGGGAGACCUAUUGAAUUCUGUUGCAGAACACGAAAAACUUUUGGCAAAUAGAUCUCAACGCUUGAGGGAGACCCUUAAAAAUUGUGGAUGGGAGGUGCUCAGUGCUCGUGUUGGUGUUUCCAUGGUAGCAAAGCCAUCUGCCUAUCUCGGCAAGACCAUCAAGAUCAAUGAAAAUGCCACUGCUUGGGAAGCCAAGAUUGAUGACUCCAACAUCAGGGAAGCUAUGCUCAAGGCCACUGGCUUAUGCAUCAACAGUGCUUCGUGGACCGGAAUUCCUAGUUACUGCCGCUUCACAAUUGCCUUGGAAGACGGUGAUUUUGAGCGUGCACUCGAUUGCAUUGUCAAAUUCAAAAAAAUUGCCGGUAUUUGAAAUGCUUUAUUCUCAUCAACCCUUAUCCGAUUCACACGCACAAGUCAGUGUUCAUCGAGGGCCUUGUUCUUUCUUUUUUGUUUGUGUUCUUGUUAUGCAAAGGUGUCUAACAGAUGCCAUCUUGUCGCUUGGUUGCAACUUUAAGGAUUUUUUGGUAAAUCUCAUCAACCCAUAU
This is a messenger RNA of Ilex paraguariensis (yerba mate), 1947 nucleotides long. NCBI's taxonomy places the organism in Eukaryota, Viridiplantae, Streptophyta, Magnoliopsida, Aquifoliales, Aquifoliaceae. The record is from the annotation of a GenBank genome assembly.